AUGAUCUCCUCACAGAAGCGGCUGCAAAAGGAGCUAUUAAAGAUUGGGAGCAGUGGCUUGCCUCCUGGUAUCACACUCGUAUCAUCGGAGAAUCUUGAAGAAUGGAUAGCCGACAUCCAGGUUCUUGACCAGAAUCCUCUAUACAUGGACCAAACCUAUCGACUGAAGUUUAGAUUUCCCCCAACUUACCCAAUUGAGCCGCCAGAAGUCGUGUUUCUUCAAGGCCCUGAUCGGCCGAUUCCCAUGCACCCACACAUCUACUCCAAUGGCAUCAUCUGCCUUGACCUACUUGGGUCACAAGGCUGGAGUCCCGUCCAGAACGUUGAGAGUGUCUGUAUGAGCCUGCAGAGCAUGCUGACCGGCAAUACGAAAAAUGAGCGGCCGCCUGGCGAUGCCGAAUUCGUACGAACCAACCGUUUACGGCCCCGUGAUAUUAACUUUUACUACCACGACAAUAAAGUAUAA
Molecule: messenger RNA, 465 nt
Organism: Sporothrix schenckii 1099-18
Lineage: Eukaryota; Fungi; Ascomycota; Sordariomycetes; Ophiostomatales; Ophiostomataceae
Product: ubiquitin-conjugating enzyme E2 W
Exons: 3
Coding region: 1-465 (154 amino acids)
Biological process (GO): protein polyubiquitination; proteasome-mediated ubiquitin-dependent protein catabolic process
Cellular component (GO): nucleus
Molecular function (GO): ubiquitin conjugating enzyme activity
Source: RefSeq, a predicted model, not a curated record